AUACAUAUGUUUCUGUUAUAAUUUCUGAAGAAUAAAGUCUUAAAAGACUUUUCUAGUCAUCCUUAUUCUUUGUUAUUGUCAUAUUGAUUAGUCCAGAUUAUUAAGAGCAAGGAGACAGUACAAAAAGUAUAGACGGAAAAAUUCCGAUCGUAAAUUUAGAAUUAAAAAUAACCUUUAGAAAUAGCCUUAAACAUCAUUUACUUGAAUAAGGAUUUACUUGCUAUGAAUUUCACAAUUAAAUAUAAAAAUAUGUUUGAAUAUAAAUUCUAAUUAAUUAGAAAAGCUGUUCUGAAACGCAAAGAUUGAAAUUUAGAGGUAUUGAAUUAAUAUGACAAAUCAUCGAAAAUCGAUAUCACAAAUAAAACAUCUCGCAUCAAUAGAAAAAAAAUUGUUGGUAAAUGAAGCAAUGGUCCAUGUAAAGAAUGAAAAUUACUAUAAAGCUCUAGGCCUAUACAAUAAAGCACUGGAUCUUGAACCAAAUGAUAACAACGCAUUAAUAGCACGAAGUAAAUGUCAUCUUUUAUUAGGAGAGCCUCAAAAAGCACUGCAAGAUGCUGAGAAUGCAUUACAAUUUAAAAUGAAAAAUGUCAGUAUGGCUAACGCAGUAUACUGUAAAGCAGAAGCUUUAUAUUAUCUUAACAAUUUCGAGAUGAGUCUCGUUUAUUAUUACCGUGGCAUGAGAAUACGUCCAGAAUACGGACAAUUUCGUCUUGGUGUUCAAAAAGCGAAAAAUGCUAUACAAAAUAUACUGCGUAAAAAUUAAAUGGUUUCAUAACAACGUAAUUAUACAAAAUAAAGGACUUGAUAUGAUUAUAAGAAUUUUUA
Frieseomelitta varia is the source of this 825-nucleotide messenger RNA. RefSeq names its product outer dynein arm-docking complex subunit 4. The coding region runs from base 329 to 763 and encodes 144 amino acids. Lineage: Eukaryota; Metazoa; Arthropoda; Insecta; Hymenoptera; Apidae. The record is from RefSeq and is a predicted model, not a curated record. Gene Ontology annotation, molecular function: protein binding. Gene Ontology annotation, cellular component: cytoplasm. The transcript is spliced from 3 exons.